This is a messenger RNA of Mytilus trossulus (common blue mussel), 1059 nucleotides long. RefSeq names its product protein phosphatase Mn(2+)-dependent 1K-like. The coding region runs from base 1 to 480 and encodes 159 amino acids. NCBI's taxonomy places the organism in Eukaryota, Metazoa, Mollusca, Bivalvia, Mytilida, Mytilidae. The transcript is spliced from 3 exons. The record is from RefSeq and is a predicted model, not a curated record. Gene Ontology annotation, cellular component: mitochondrion; cytosol; nucleus. Gene Ontology annotation, molecular function: protein serine/threonine phosphatase activity. Gene Ontology annotation, biological process: peptidyl-threonine dephosphorylation.
AUGGUUGCAUAUGGCAUUGAACUAGCUAUUGGACAUGUUGGUGAUAGUAGAGCCAUUUUAUGUCGUGAAGGACUAGCUCUACGACUGAGUGAGGACCAUGUUCCUGAGAAUGAUAGAGAGAAAGAUCGAGUCCAUCAAUGGGAUGGCAUCAUCAGCCACAAUAGUCAAGGAGUGUGGCAAGUCAAUGGGAGGUUAUCCAUGACGAGAAGUCUGAGCGACAUUGAAUUAAAGAAAUAUGGAAUGACUGCAUACCCUUACCUAACAACCAAAACUCUGAAGCAUGGUAAAGUUGCCUUUCUAGUCCUGACGACUGAUGGUGUAAACUUUGUAUUGAACGAUCAGGAACUUGUUGAUAUUAUAUGUUGCUGUUCAACUCCUCAAGAAGCAGCAUCAUUCGUCACCGAUAAGGCGUUACAUUUUGGUUCGGAGGAUAAUUCUACCGCCAUAGUUAUCCCCCUUGGUGCAUGGGGAAAAAUAUAGAACAACACUUCGAGCUAUUUUUAUACAGUUUUGGGAGAAAUUUAGUGCGAGGACGAUAUUCGUAGUUUGUGAUGAUCUGAAAAACUCUUUGUGUUAUUCCAUACAGCUUUGGGAAAAGCUUAGUGUGAGGAAAAUAGUCAUAACUUGUGAAGAAAAUUAAAUAGAAAUAAUUGAUCCUCUCUGCUGCUUUAUCGAACAAUUUAAAAGGGCAUUAUGUUUUAAAGUCUAGGUGGUUGUCAUUAUGUCUGUUUGUCCAUCUUUGAUUAGGUUAAAUUUUUAAUUUAGGAUAGUUAACCAUGAAGGUCACAGCAAUUUGAUACUCAGAAUGACAUGUGUAUUAUGUGAAUUUUCAAAAAUAUAUGCAGAAUUAGGGUUUUGAUCCUGAUUUCACAGUUCACUGAACGUGGAAAUUUGACAUUGGUGCCUGGUGCCCAUGGACAUAUGAUCUUGUUGGUUGUUGGUGCAUAAUUUUGUGAUGUUUAUAUAUUUUUGAUUUGUUUCAAUAGAGAAAUAUCUGACAUUUUACUUAUUUGUUUGUAUGAGCAAAAGCCGUUCUUUUUCAAUUAGAAACCCCAUAUA